GAGGAGAGAAAGAUUGAUGUAAUCGUCAUGACUAAAUCUAGCCUUACCUACGAGAGGAUCUUGGACGACCGUCCUUCACCGGACAAGGUUAUCCCUCCUGUCGCGCUCCUGUACCAUGGCUUUGGCCUCUUCCUGGAUAUCUGUCGGGGCCGUUUGGAUAUACAACAGCUGAAGGAAGUUAAACAGAAGGAUCUAAAGUUGGCUGUUGAUAUUUUUGCACAGAAGAUGUCUGGUUACUACUGUGACGAGGACGAAAGGAGGGAUGCAGCCCUUACCGCUAUACACCACAUUUUUAGCCAUCGCACUGGCGUUCAGUUUCCGAGACCUAUGGCUGCUUCCAUCAGUAAGGGCAUGGAAGAACAUCAGAAUGUGUUUCGUGGCUGGAGGGUGCCGUGUCUCGGCCUGACUAUUGUUGGUUGUGAUGAGACAUUCUAUGCGAUAAUCGCUCUUGACCACCAAUACCGGGCUGCCCCCCUCACCUCGACUCUAUCAUGCCUUCCAUCUGCGAACGAUGGUGGCGACCGAAAGGCCCUCUAUGCCGCCUUCACUGCAGCAUCAGUUGUUCUAGCAUACAUAUUAGAGGACGCCAGGACAUUCCGACAAUCACUGCCUCCAGACACACUCCGCCGGUUUCCAGCUAUUACCAAGCUGGGCAAGUACGGCUGCAAGUCCAACGGCGAUGUCGAGUUUCAAAUUCAAAAGCUUCAUCCUGACCGACAAAACUACCGCCUGCUGUAUAUUGCCAAGACGAAGGACGGGAAGGAACUUAUCACAAAGUUUGGUGGCAAUACCGGUGAGGUGUCCUAUCCCACCGACGUGCUCAAUCCAGAACUCACGGAAGGUCGAAACGCCACUGACCUGAGAAUCACCAAAGACGACGACAAUCGGGUCUUGCAGAUCACUCUGGACAAGCUUCACCGAUGCAAUAUUAAUAUAGUCACUCCGUUUCCCAAGGAUAGUACCUCUCUGAUUACCGGUGGCCAGUAUCAUCUCCUACAGCGAACAGAAGAGCAUCCGCAAGGCGAGAGGGGGCAGCUAGAGGAAGACAAGAGCGGUAUCUGA
Serpula lacrymans var. lacrymans S7.9 is the source of this 1062-nucleotide messenger RNA. RefSeq lists its product as uncharacterized. The transcript is spliced from 7 exons. The record is from RefSeq and is a predicted model, not a curated record. The coding region runs from base 28 to 1062 and encodes 344 amino acids. NCBI's taxonomy places the organism in Eukaryota, Fungi, Basidiomycota, Agaricomycetes, Boletales, Serpulaceae.